AUGGCGGAGAAGCGGCCACAGGGCACCCUGGGGCCUGUGAUGUACAGCAAGCUGCCCCGUCUACAGGUCAACUCAGGCCCCGGGCACAGUUUGGGCCCCUCCGCUGCUAACCAGGACCCCUGCAACUACAAGGGUGCCUACUUCUCCUGCUCCUUGGGGGGUGUUCCCCAAACAGGGUCUGGACAGUUGACAUCCUGGACCCCAUACCCACCCUUGUAUCCUACCAGCGUAGCGGGACACCCACUUCGAGAAGACAACCUGUUGACCAGCUGCCUGCUCUAUCGCCCACCAGCAAGAAGCUCUGAGAAGGUACAGGACUCUGGUCCUGUUGAGCUCCUGCCCUUUACUCCCCAGACUCAUUCCUACACCGGCCCACCGCUGGCAGCACCCAAACCUGUCUACCGCAGCCCUCUGUGUUACGGGCUCUCAACUUGCCUGGAGGACGGAGCGGCGAAGAGGUCACUGGAUGUUGACUGGACACUGGUGACUGGGGCCCUAUUACCUCCAACCAACCCACAUUGUUCUCUGACUCUGGCUCCUGGCAAAGGCCAGUGCCCGGAUAGUGCCUUCUUACGUAAGGUGCCAGUUGGGGGAUCUGGCAAAGACUCCUCAGGGAGUUUCUCCCCUCACCAGGUAUUCCUGGACAAAUAUCAGACCAGCCACAGCACAGGCUUCUUAGCCUCCAAGUAUGCAGGUUCUUACUCUGGGGACCCCAAGCAGGGAUUGUCCGAGGGACCCCCCAAUCCUUGGGCUCAGCCCCUGGGCUCAGCCUAUCAGGAUACAGUGCCCUCCCCCUACCCACUGCCCCACCCUCCACAGACUCUGUCUUGCCCUCCAGCCUGUCACUAUCCAGAGAAGCAGAGCAGCUACAGCUCAGUGCACCCACCGCAGCCUCUGGGAGCCCACAAGGGAGCUGGGUACCUAACUGGUGGGCUGAACAGCCCCUACCUGAGGCAGCAGACAGCCCAGGCACCCUGUAUCCCCCCAGUGGGGCCGGACAUUUAUUCCUACCCCUCUGCCCCCCUCCCAGUUCCCUCACCAGACCUCAAGCUGGAGCCUCCUCUCACUCCACGGUGCCCGCUAGACUUUGCUUCCCAGCCACUGGGCUUUCCUUACGCACGGGAUGACCUCUCCUUCUGUGGAGCGUCCCCGGGGCUCAGAGGGACGUUGCCUUCCCAGAGCAGUGUUCAGGCUGUCCCUCAGCCCAGUGCCUUCCAGCGAACAUGCCAGCCUUUGCCUGCCAGUCGGCCGUGCCCAGAUCCUGUGAAGCCUGUGGAGAAGCCAGCGCGGGAAGCUGAGAAGACCCUGUGGCUGCCCAGCUGCAGGAAAGAGCCGCUCAACGAGUACCCUGGGGCACCCAUUGUUAUCGGAGACAGUCCGGGUCCCCGCCCCCCACCAGCACUCCCAUCCUGUGGCCAAGAGCCCCGAGCUCUCCCGCAGAACCAGGACACACGGCCCCCCGGCUCUCCACCCAUGCCCAUCAUCGACAAUGUCUUCAGCCUGGCCCCCUACCGUGACUACCUGGAUGUGCCGACACCCGAGCCUGACCCAGCCCCCAAGGACAGCCGUGACAAAGACUCCGGGGGAACCUGGUCUACCCAGGAGGCCCCUGUGGGGGUACAUUGCCCACAUAGGGAAGAGGCAGCACUGGACUUGAGUGUGAAGAAGCCCAUGACAGAGUCUCUUCCUAUCAAGGUCCCUAGUCCUAGGGUGCACACCAAGCCCCCUGGGACGUCAGCAACCUCAGAGGCCACCCCGAAAGCCAACUUCCACAGUUCCGUGGCCUUCAUGUUCCGAAAAUUCAAGAUCCUCCGGCCAGCACCCUUGUCUGCAGCCAUGGUCCCAGCUGUGCCCACCUCAGCCCCUGCCUCUGACCAGCGGGUACCCACGCCUACAACUGUGCCCACUGGGCUACAGAUUCCCAAACAGCCCUUGCCUGUGGCCUGCUUUGAUCUGGCACUGCCCAGUCUUCCAGGUAUAUCUGUGGUCAGCCCAGCACCUACUCUGUCUCCAUCACCUGCUCCAGCCCGGGCCCCGACUCCAGCUACUAUCCCUGUCACAGCGGAUUCCCCAGAGCAACACUUUGCAGGACUGCACGAGUCCCUGUGUGAUGCCAUCUCUGGCUCAGUGGCCCACUCCCCACCCGAGAAGCUGCGUGAAUGGCUUGAGAUGGCUGGGCCUUGGGGCCGGGCAGCAUGGCAGGAUGGGCAGGCUGUGCAGGGGCUGCUGGGCAAGCUGCUAUCCCAGCUGCAGCGCUUUGUGUGCACGCAGCAAUGCCCCUUCCCCCACGUGGUGCGGGCCGGCGCCAUCUUCGUGCCCAUCCACCUGGUGAAGGAGCGGCUCUUCCCAGGGCUGCCGGCGGCCUCUGUGGACCACGUGCUACAGGAGCACCGCGUGGAGCUCCGGCCCACCACCCUGUCGGAGGAGAGGGCGCUGCGGGAGCGAGCCCUGCGUGGCUGCACCUCGCGCAUGCUGAAGUUGCUGGCCCUGCGCCAGCUGCCUGACAUAUACCCUGACCUGCUGGGUCUGCAGUGGCGCGACUGUGUACGCCGCCAGUUGGGUGACUGA
Pipistrellus nathusii (Nathusius's pipistrelle) is the source of this 2568-nucleotide messenger RNA. NCBI's taxonomy places the organism in Eukaryota, Metazoa, Chordata, Mammalia, Chiroptera, Vespertilionidae. The record is from the annotation of a GenBank genome assembly.